This is a messenger RNA of Cryptococcus amylolentus CBS 6039, 1041 nucleotides long. RefSeq lists its product as hypothetical. Gene Ontology annotation, cellular component: cytosol. Gene Ontology annotation, molecular function: zinc ion binding; porphobilinogen synthase activity. The transcript is spliced from 6 exons. Bases 1 to 1041 code for a protein of 346 amino acids. The record is from RefSeq and is a predicted model, not a curated record. NCBI's taxonomy places the organism in Eukaryota, Fungi, Basidiomycota, Tremellomycetes, Tremellales, Cryptococcaceae. Gene Ontology annotation, biological process: heme biosynthetic process.
AUGUCCAACCAGUUCAAAGCCCCCCCUCUCCAGGUCUCCUCCAUCUUGUCCGGCGGUAUCCACCAUCCCACUCUCCGAGCAUGGCAGGCCAACGGGAGAAACCUCACAAAAGACAUGUUGAUCUAUCCGAUCUUCAUUUCCGACGACCCUGAGGCCGAGCAGGUGGUCGCAACUCUUCCUGGCCAAAAGCGAUGGGGAAUCAACAAGCUCGAAGGCUUCUUGAGGCCUUUAGUGGAGAAGGGUUUGAAGAGUGUCAUAUUGUUCGGUGUUCCGAUGAAGAUGGAGAAGGAUCCUCGAGGAAGUGCCGCCGAUGACGAAAGCACACCUGUCAUCCAGGGUCUCAAGCUUCUAUCUAAACUGUUUCCCCAGCUCAUGCUCGUGGUUGAUGUUUGUCUCUGCGAGUACACCUCACAUGGUCACUGCGGUAUUCUCUCCUCCCUCCCCAACCCCAUUCACUCCAACGCACCUACCCUCGAUGCCGAGUCUUCUGCCCAGAGGAUUGCCGAGGUCGCUAUUGCGUACGCCAGAGCGGGUGCCCACUGUGUGGCCCCCAGUGACAUGAUGGACGGACGAAUCAGGGCUAUCAAGCUUGGUCUCAUGCACGCUGGAUUGGCCAAUAGGUGUGCUUUGAUGAGCUACUCGGCCAAAUUUGCCAGUGGCCUGUAUGGUCCUUUCAGAGACGCUGCCGGUAGUGCUCCUUCGUUCGGCAACAGAAAGUGCUACCAGCUACCGCCUAACGCCAGGAGCCUCGCCAGAAGGGCUAUACAACGCGAUGCCGCUGAAGGUGCUGAUAUCCUCAUGGUCAAGCCUUCUCUUCCUUACUUGGACAUCAUCUCGGAUUGUGCUCAAUAUGCUCCGGAUCACCCCACAGCUUGCUACCAAGUGUCCGGAGAAUAUGCUAUGGUCUGCGCAGGAGCCGAGAAGGGCAUAUACGAGCUGAAAGAGAUGGCUUUUGAGACAACGGAGUCUAUGGUCAGGGCGGGCGCCAGCAUCAUUCUCAGCUACUUUACACCCCAGUUCUUGGACUGGCUGGACCAAUAG